Molecule: messenger RNA, 761 nt
Organism: Prorocentrum cordatum
Lineage: Eukaryota; Dinophyceae; Prorocentrales; Prorocentraceae
Source: the annotation of a GenBank genome assembly
GCGUCGAUCGUCUUCCUCGGGGAGAACGUCACGUCGGUGCCCGAGUGCGCCGUGAUUCGCCCGAACCAGCUCUUCGGCCGCACCCUGCCGGAGAUCGAGGCUGAGCCAGUCGUGGUGCGGGCCAAGACCCAGAACGCGCGGUGUGCCUGCGGGGCGGCGCUGGAGACGGAGCGGCCGCCGCUCGAGGAGUGGCUCCCGGCCGGGGCUGCGUGUUCAGGUCCCGCUGCGGGGGAGCUGCUGCCGACCCUCGGGCGCUGGAUGCCGUGCUCGCAGCUGCGCCCCAGGCCGGCGGACAUUGAGGAGUGCAGCGCUGCUGAGCUGGCGCGCUGGGAGGCGGCGGGCUUCGCUUCGCCGCCCUACCAGUUCAGUGGCAAGUGGUGCAUGCACCGGGCGGACCACCGCGUCGAGCCGCCUGGCGCCAGGAUACGAGAGAAGCUGAUGGUCUGCCCGGAGGACCACACUGUGCCGUGCAUGAUGAGCAGCGAGGCGGAGACCGAGCCCGCCAAGUACAAUGCUCUUCAACAGUUGCUCGCGGGCAACUCCUUCCAGUGCGAGGUGGUGGCCGGGAUGAUCAGCCACUGGGCCUUCGGUGCUGGGCGGCUGGUCCGAGUGCCCUCGCUGGGUGAGCUGCACGAGAGUGCGCGAGCGUGGCCUGCCGGCAAGAUGCUGUGGGCCGGCGACGUGCCGUCGCUGCACUGUGGCCGCUCCGAGAUCGACGAGGGCCUGCACGCCAUACUGGACGCGCUGGCGGUCCCAUCUAC